Molecule: messenger RNA, 291 nt
Organism: Caenorhabditis sp. 36 PRJEB53466
Lineage: Eukaryota; Metazoa; Nematoda; Chromadorea; Rhabditida; Rhabditidae
Source: the annotation of a GenBank genome assembly
AUGUCCGAUAGUAUGGCCCUAUACGGCUGGAAUCCAAGCAUGGGACCUUUCGGCGCCAUCAGAGAUUCCGAAGCGGCCAAGUGAGUUUAUUCCAGCACUAAACACGUGUCAACACUCAAAUUUUGCAGUGAGCCCAGUCGAGUGAAGCGAUACGGAGGCUGGGGACGGUACGGAGGACGUGGCGGAGGAUACGGAGGCGGCCGAAGAUAUUACGGAGGUGGAAGAGGAGGCGGCGGCUGGGGACGUGGCGGAGGAUGGGGAGGACGGCGGUACGGAGGAUGGGGCAAGUGA